Molecule: messenger RNA, 752 nt
Organism: Archocentrus centrarchus (flier cichlid)
Lineage: Eukaryota; Metazoa; Chordata; Actinopteri; Cichliformes; Cichlidae
Gene: spcs3
Product: signal peptidase complex subunit 3
Biological process (GO): protein targeting to ER
Cellular component (GO): membrane; signal peptidase complex
Source: RefSeq, a predicted model, not a curated record
CGCCCUUCCGUCGUGUCGUGCGCUGCUUCCGCUCUCAGGUUCCUGUGUAGUUUCUGUCAGAGUGCAACAGCAAAGAUGAACACCGUCCUAUCCAGAGCAAACUCAUUGUUCGCCUUCUCGCUGAGCGUCAUGGCGGCGCUGACUUUCGGCUGCUUCAUCACCACCGCCUUCAAGGACAGGAGAGUGCCGGUGGACCUCCGCGUCUCCAAAGUCAUGCUGAAGAAUGUCGAUGACUUCACAGGACCCCGAGAACGAAGUGACCUGGGCUUCAUCACCUUUGACCUUUCAGCUAAUUUGCAGCCAAUUUUUGAUUGGAAUGUGAAACAGCUGUUUCUCUACCUGUCUGCUGAGUAUGCUACAAAGAGCAAUUCUCUGAACCAGGUGGUGCUGUGGGAUAAGAUUGUUCUUCGAGGUGAAAACACCAAGCUGAACCUCAGAGACAUGAAGUCCAAGUACUUCUUCUUUGAUGAUGGAAACGGACUGAGGGCCAAUAAGAACAUCACCUUGACACUGUCCUGGAGUGUUCCCAACGCUGGAAUCCUGCCCCUGGUGGCUGGAAGUGGACACGUCGCUCCCUUUCCAGAAACCUACGAGACUACCAAGAGCUAUUAGACAGAGAUGCCACUCGUCCGGCUGUUUCAACACAACUGUACUGUCAGACUGAUGGAGCGAGAUAAGCACAGACACACUGAUGACUUUUUUUCUUCGUGGAUGUAAUUGAGCUUUGGUUUGUAAUAAAAGUUGAACCGGAA